AUGGUUUCGCUAUCUAUCUAUCUAUCUAUCUAUCUAUCUAUCUAUCUAUCUAUCUAUCUAUCUAUCUAUCAUGUUUGUUCAUAUCUAUCUCUCCAUGGAUCUCAACCUGUACAUAUCUAUCUAUCUAUCUAUCUAUCUAUCUAUCUAUCUAUUUCAGUCUUUUCAUCAUCUAUUUUUUUAUUUCAGUCUUUUCAUUAUCUAUCUAUCUAUCUAUCUAUCUAUCUAUCUAUUUAUCUAUCUAUCUAUCUAUCUAUCUAUUUCAGUCUUUUCAUCAUCUAUCUUUUUAUUUCAGUCUUCUCAUUAUCUAUCUAUCUAUCUAUCUAUUUCAGUCUUUUCAUUUUCUAUCUAUCUAUCUAUCUAUCUAUCUAUCUAUCUAUUUCAGUCUUUUCAUCAUCUAUCUAUCUUUUUAUUUCAGUCUUCUCAUUAUCUAUCUAUCUAUCUAUCUAUUUCAGUCUUUUCAUUUUCUAUCUAUCUAUCUAUCUAUCUAUCUAUCUAUCUAUCUAUCUAUUUCAGUCUUUUCAUCAUCUAUCUAUCUUUUUAUUUCAGUCUUCUCAUUAUCUAUCUAUCUAUCUAUCUAUUUCAGUCUUUUCAUUUUCUAUCUAUCUAUCUAUCUACCUAUCUAUCUAUUUCAGUCUUUUCAUCAUCUAUCUAUCUUUUUAUUUCAGUCUUCUCAUUAUCUAUCUAUCUAUCUAUCUAUCUAUCUAUCUAUCUAUCUAUCUAUCUAUCUAUCUAUCUAUUUCAGUCUUUUCAUUUUCUAUCUAUCUAUCUAUCUAUCUAUCUAUCUAUCUAUUUCAGUCUUUUCAUCAUCUAUCUAUCUUUUUAUUUCAGUCUUUUCAUUAUCUAUCAUCUCUAUCUAUCUAUCUAUCUAUCUAUCUAUCUAUCUAUCUAUUUCACUCUUUUCAUUAUCUAUCUAUCUAUCUAUCUAUCUAUCUAUCUAUCUAUCUAUCUCAGUCUAUUCAUAUCUCUCUUUCUCACUCUAUUUAUUAUGUGUCUAUCUACACGUCUUGGCCAACGUCUCCAACAAUUCAAAAUACAAAAACGUUGAUGAACUGA
Acanthosepion pharaonis is the source of this 1053-nucleotide messenger RNA. Lineage: Eukaryota; Metazoa; Mollusca; Cephalopoda; Sepiida; Sepiidae. The record is from the annotation of a GenBank genome assembly.